Molecule: messenger RNA, 707 nt
Organism: Oxyura jamaicensis (ruddy duck)
Lineage: Eukaryota; Metazoa; Chordata; Aves; Anseriformes; Anatidae
Product: olfactory receptor 14C36-like
Exons: 1
Coding region: 12-707 (231 amino acids)
Biological process (GO): G protein-coupled receptor signaling pathway
Cellular component (GO): membrane
Molecular function (GO): G protein-coupled receptor activity; olfactory receptor activity
Source: RefSeq, a predicted model, not a curated record
UCCCCAAAGCCAUGGCCAAUUCCCUCUGGAACACCAGGGGCAUCUCCUAUCAAGGGUGUGCUGCUCAAGUUCUCUUUUUUGUCUUCUUCUUUGGCUCAGAGUAUUCAAUUCUAACUAUCAUGGCCUACGACCGCUACGUUGCCAUCUGCCAGCCCCUGCACUACGGGAGCCUCCUGGGCAGCAGAGCUUGUGCCCAGAUGGCAGCAGCUGCCUGGGGUGCUGGAUUUCUCAAUGCUGUCAUGGAAACUGCCAAUACAUUUUCCCUGCCCCUGUGCCAAGGCAAUGCUAUGGACCAGUUCUUCUGUGAGAUCCCCCACAUCCUCAAGCUCUCCUGCUCCAGCUCUCAUCUCAGGGAAAUUGGACUCAUUGUGCUUAUUGUUGCUUUAGGCUUUGGUUGUUUCAUUUUCAUUGUGGUGUCCUAUGUGCAGGUCUUCAGGGCCGUGCUGAGGAUGCCCUCUGAGCAGAGCCGGCACAAAGCCUUUUCCACGUGCCUCCCGCACUUGGCCGUGGUCUCACUGAUGGUAAGCACUGCCAUAUUUGCCUACCUGAAGCCCCCCUCCAUCUCUUCCCCAUCCCUGGACCUGGUGGUGGCAGUUCUGUACUCGGUGGUGCCUCCAGCAGUGAACCCCGUCAUCUACAGCAUGAGGAACCAGGAGCUCAAAGAUGCCUUGAGGAAAGUCUUUGGAUACAUGCUCAUCCAACAUUGA